AUGCGGGCAGUAAGACAUAAGUCUGCCAUCAGAAAAAGUCCCUCGAGUCUACAAUCCGUGCGGAGCCAAAAGCUUUACCAUCCGGGCAGGGUUACUCAGGCCUGCAAUCAGAACGAGUCCCUCGAGUCUACAAUCCGUACGGAGCCAAAAGCUUUCCCAUCCAAGCAGGGAUACUCAGGUCUGAAUCAGAACGGGUCCUUCGUGUCUACAGUCCGUGCGGAUCCAAAAGCUUUACCGUCCGAGCAGGGUUACUCAGGUCUACAAUCAGAACGAGUCCUUCGAUUCUACAAUCCGUGCGGAGCCAAAAGCUUUACCAUCCGAGCAGUAAUACACAGGUCUGCAAUCAGAACGAGUCCUUCGAGUCUACAAUCCGUGCGGAGCCAAAAGCUUUGCCAUCCGAGCAGGGAUACUCAGUGCCGACAGAUUUAUCAUCCGAACAGGAGCCCUAAGGUCUGCAUUCUGAUCGGGUCCCUUGGGUCUGCAAUCCGUACGUCGGCGUCUGGUUUACCAUACGAUCAGAGACCCUCCGUUCUGCCAUCCGGACGUGUCACUCGGGUCUACAAUCGGCGUGGUGCUGGAAGGUUCCACCGCCGAGCAGGAAUUCUCAGGUCCGAAAUCCGAACGGGUCCCUCGGAUAUACACACCGUGCGUGAUCUCACUUUUCGUUUUUCUUUACUCUCUCUCUCUCUUUCUCUCUCUCUUUCUUUUCCUAAUUUCUCUCUUUUCUUAAUCUCUCUCUUUCUUUUCUUAAUCCCUCUCUCUCUCUCUUUAUUUUCUUAA
Molecule: messenger RNA, 780 nt
Organism: Acanthosepion pharaonis
Lineage: Eukaryota; Metazoa; Mollusca; Cephalopoda; Sepiida; Sepiidae
Source: the annotation of a GenBank genome assembly